AUGCCGGUCCAGCUCACACCGUUCCUUCGGCAUAUCCUGCAAUUGGAAUUCGGUGUCUUCUUGACAAUGCGUACCAGGAUAUGGUACCUUGGGCGACAGUCCUCGCCUCUCACGUUAUCCAGUUUGAAGGACUGUGCAGAGGAUGGGCCCGGCGUCGACCGUCACAGGAUGCGACGUCAGCGCUGGUCAGAGGUGCCCUGCAUGCUGCCGGAGCAGGGACUGGGCUAUGCCGCGAAAAUGGUAAAGGAUCUUCGGGGCCGCAGAGAGCUGUACAAAGCGGAGUUGAUUGGCCGGUUUAUGUGGGCUAUCCAUCUCCACUCACAGAAGCAGCUGAACCCGGACGUGUUACUCCGCAUCCUCGCUUUUCUGCAAGACUCGGACAGGCCUUUCACAAGCUUCCUGGGGCUUCUGGACGAUGGCCUGACGCAAGUUUCGGCGAGCCAUCGGACAACACAGGCUAGGUCACAGUCCUUGUCUUCGAUGACGUCCAUAGCAUUCUUGCAGAAAGUCUUGCCUUUGCGGCUGCAGCGCGUCUUCGCGCAACCUGCCGACACCG
Symbiodinium necroappetens is the source of this 556-nucleotide messenger RNA. The record is from the annotation of a GenBank genome assembly. NCBI's taxonomy places the organism in Eukaryota, Dinophyceae, Suessiales, Symbiodiniaceae.